AUGAAUAUUAACAAUGGUGAUAGAACCGCCAAUCCAUAUACUUUGAAAUGGCCAAAAUGGCCCUGCCUCUUCAAUUUGUCGACCCACCAUUUCUCUAGAUACUUCCCAGUUCCCACAUCGUUUUUCUCACCGGGCUGCUUGCCUCUACUCUCCCCGUCUUCCUCGUCGCCUCAUCUGCUAAAUUCUCUUCGAUUCUACCAACCGCCGCAACCGUUCAGACUUUCCCAAAGAUGGGAAGGGGAUCACCAAUUUGAAUUCAGCUCUUCAGCGGAGCGUGGCACUUUUGCUAGUUUUGACCUAGAAGCAAUUGGAAACGGGAAACGUAAUUCCAACUACUUAGUUGAUAACACUGAAUUUGAUCAAGUAGAAAUGUUAUACAAAGCAAACUUAUCGAGCCCCAUUAUUGUAAUACAACAUAACAAAUGCUGAAGCACCAGAAAUCAUAAAAUACAUGCGUUGGCCUUGAAGGCCCCAAACAUUUCUCCAGCCGGUAGACACAUCAAGCUAAGUUCGGCGUCCCC
Molecule: messenger RNA, 521 nt
Organism: Malus domestica (apple)
Lineage: Eukaryota; Viridiplantae; Streptophyta; Magnoliopsida; Rosales; Rosaceae
Source: RefSeq, a predicted model, not a curated record